CGUGUGGAAGGCGGUCAUGAGUUGAUGCGUUUUCAUGCCAGAAACGUCAAAGUUGUUUUGCCACUACAAUGGAAACUGGAGAUGUGUUCUGGUUUGCUGCAGUCAUUUGCAACUGGAGCUUCACAAGGUCCUGCAGGGACGUUGGAAGCAGGAACGAGUGGUCAGGCGCUCAUGGGAAACACCUGGAGAGCAGUAUCAGUGGUGGAACAGUCCUGGACUACAAUCGUGGGGCAUCGGCACUUGGACUUUGGUCGACAGAGUCACGGGUACGAUCUUGCCAUCUCAAGAGGGAGGCAGCUCAGCAGUUGAAGGGCAUCACUGGAGGAGGUCACGACACAUUGAGAUCAGGUUGCUAUGGCUCAGAGCUAAGAUCGAAGCUGGUGAGAUCCAAAUUAGACAUAAGUCAGGAAAAGCAAAUGUGGCAGAUCUCUUCACGAAGUGUCUACCUACGGCAGACUUCAAACGACACCGAACAACUUUGGGUUUUGAAGUGAUAGAGCGACCUUUUGAAGACUUGAACGAACUUUUCUUCAUGGGUAGUGGAACAACUGAAAACCCAGAAUACUGUGUUGUUGAGGUUUGUUGUUCUUCGAACUCGAACGUGAAACGAGCAUGCAUACGAUCAGGAAUCAAGUACAUAGGGGUGACUUCGAACAUGGAACGACGGAGCGUUCAGGAACGUGUUCAGGAACUGGUUGGUGUGCAGGCCAAGCUUGGAAAGUGGAUACACGUGCACGUAUCCACACCGUGCAGGACAGGCCGGACGUCGUUGUCCAUGAGUGUGGAAUGAGUUUCACCUUUGAGGUUUGAAGGACC
This is a messenger RNA of Durusdinium trenchii, 816 nucleotides long. The record is from the annotation of a GenBank genome assembly. Lineage: Eukaryota; Dinophyceae; Suessiales; Symbiodiniaceae.